UUUAAACUCGUUCUUCAGGACUUCUGUCAAUACGUUGCUUACCUUUCGGUUGAAGACGGUAAUAAGGAGUACUGCCUGAGGACCGAGGGGCUAUUCAACAUGUUGGGGAGAAAAAAGAAACCAGAGGCCGUUCGGACUCAAGAACCCAAAGUGUACGAUUCGAAAACCCACGAUCCGCUUCGGAAGCUUGGUGUGUUGGAUGAUGAAGAUGUAUGCCUGAUGCUGCAGGGCUCAAAGAUGGUGAAGGUUCGAUCUCAACGUUGGAGGAAGGACAGGAGUCUGAAACUACUGGAAGAUUGCGUGACUGUGUGGUGUGAGUCUAGCAAGACCUCCCGCAAGGGCCAAAGACAACAGACCUUCUCUGUGACAGAGGUGGAGUGCGUGCGGGAGGGCUGUCAGUCUGAGUGUCUGAGGCAAAUGGCAGGUUUGGUUCCAGAGACACACUGCUUCACUGUGGUGUUCCGUGGAGCCAGGAAGAGCCUGGAUCUUUGCUGUCCCACACAGGAGGAAGCAGAGCACUGGGUUAGAGGCAUUCGCAAGCUUCAAGACCGUGUCUCCAACAUGAGCCAGAAAGAAAAGCUCGACCAUUGGAUUCGAGGCUAUCUGAGACGUGCAGAUGAAAACCAAGAUGGGAAGAUGAGCUAUGACGAGGUGAAACACCUGCUACAGCUGAUCAACAUUGACCUGAACGAACAGUAUGCACGUGCCCUCUUUAAGAAGUGUGAUCGGUCAUGUGAUGGGCGGCUGGAUCACGUGGAGAUUGAGGAGUUCUGUCGUGAGCUCAUGCGCAGGCCAGAGCUUGAUUUAGUGUUCAGGCACUACUCCAGUAACGGCUGUGUUCUCACCACCAUGGAGCUGCGGGAUUUUCUCGGUGACCAGGGCGAGAAUGCAUCACUGGCCCAUGCGCAGAGUCUUAUCAACACUUUUGAGCUUAAUAACUGGGCCCAGAAAAAUCAAUUCAUGACUCAGAACGGCUUCACCAUGUACAUGCUAUCCAAAGAGAAUGAUGUUUUCAACCCUGAUCAUGCACACGUGUAUCAGGAUAUGAGCAGACCACUGGCUGAUUACUACAUCUCUUCCUCUCAUAAUACCUACCUCACUAAAGAUCAGGUCACCAGUGCCAGCAGCACAGAGCCUUAUAUCAGAGCUCUUAAUCAGGGUUGUCGCUGUGUUGAGCUGGACUGCUGGGAUGGUGAUAAAGGAGAACCCAUGAUCUUCCACGGACAUACGCUCACCUCUAAAGUGCUCUUUAAAGAAGUCAUAGAGACCAUCGCUCAGUAUGCCUUCAAGGCGUCUCUGUAUCCUCUGAUCUUGUCUCUAGAAAAUCAUUGCUCAGUGGAGCAGCAGGCUGUGAUGGCCCAGCACCUUCGCUCCAUUCUUGGCAGAAAGCUUCUGAGAAGGCCACUCAAUGAUCUACCCCUCAAACAGCUGCCCUCACCUGAGGAGUUGAUGGGGCGAAUCCUGCUGAAGGGGAAGAGGAGGAGUGGUCUGCUGGGCAAGACUGACAGCUGCACUAGCUUUACAUCGAGCUCAGAUUCAGAGGAGUCAACUGCUGGAGGGGGUGGGAACAAGGGCUCAAACAAAAAGGACCCUGGAAAGCUUGUGAGCUCCAAACUGAGUCCAGAGCUAUCAGAUCUGGUGGUGUACUGUGAGAGUGUACCCUUCAAUGGUUUCGAGACAGCCAAUCAGAGACCUCCUAGUGCGAUGUCCUCUUUCUCUGAGAAUGAUGCGCUUAAACUCAUCAAAGAGUCAGGAAAGCUGUUUGUUCGACAUAACAGUAGGCAGCUGAGCAGGAUUUAUCCAUCUGGCCAGAGGCUACAGUCUUCUAACUAUGAUCCACAGGACAUGUGGAAUGCCGGCUGCCAGAUGGUGGCUCUGAACUUCCAGACACCAGGAGAGCAGAUGGAUCUGAACCAGGGACGCUUUCUGCCCAAUGGAUCCUGUGGAUAUGUGCUCAAACCUGACUUUCUGUGUCAGCCUAAGUCCAGCUUUGACCCUGAGAACACAGGUGGAGGGCCAGGACAUACACCUACACAACUUACUAUACGGGUGAUCUCAGCCCAGCAGCUUCCCAAGAUAAACACUGACAAGCCCAACUCCAUUGUGGACCCACAGGUCUCGGUGGAGAUCCAUGGAGUUUCCAUUGAUAAGGCUCGUGCUAAAACUCAGCGCAUUGACAACAAUGGUUUCAACCCACGCUGGGAUUGCACUCUAAGCUUUCAGUUACAGGUGCCUGAACUGGCCUUGGUGCGUUUUUUGGUGGAAGAUCACGAUCACACAAGCAAGAAUGAUUUUAUUGGACAAUUUACACUGCCCUUCACCAGCCUCCGAACAGGUUAUCGUCAUAUUCACCUGCUAAAAGCAGAUGGCUCCAGUCUGUCUCCCGCCACUCUGUUCAUCCAUGUCAAAGUGAUACGACGAGGAGUUCCUAUUAAAAACAUUUCUGAGUGUAUGGGCAAAGCCUGAUUCUCUUUCAUUGUGAUUCUUGGGAAAGCUCAUUUCUGAAAGUGUGCUCCUGAAGGACAAGCCCCUGAACUGGGCGGUUGAUGUGCUGAAACCACCUAACUGUUCAGAAUGUGACCACCAGACACACAUCUCCAUGAAUCUGAAGAAAGACAGUGUUUGAAGAGCUGUGGUUUAAAGUGCAUUUUGCUUUUUAUUGUCAAUAUUUGGGUUUGUCUGAAGAGCAGAGCAUCUGAUCCGUAACAUCUUACUGAAGUGUUAUGGAGGAAGCUAAAUAUAUUACGAAACCAGUAUUGUUAGAAGUCAUAAGUCAGUAUUGUUUUUACUUUCUGUGGAGACACACAUUUCUGUCUCUGUGAGCCUUGAAUCAGAAAUUUUAACACGUUUUAUUAAACGAUACUUUAAUGUUUUAAUUAACUAAACUAAAACUUUAUUCUGGAAAUGCUGGACAUGAAUUCAAAUAUGCAUUGCCCUUGUUAUAGUCUGUCUAUAACUACAGUUUAACUGUUUUAGAAUUUGAAUAUUGUAAUAUUCAAGAAUUUGAUGUGAGUGAGUUGUGAGAGUGAGAACAGGGUAAAAAUGUGAUGAGGAGAAACAGUCUAUUGAAAGUGUACUGAAAGCAUGAAUGGAAAUGUGAAAGGUUUGAUAACGGUCAUGACUACGUUUUUGUAUGCAAGGAUGUUUGUAACUGAUGUAGACACAAGCAUUUUCAGCAGAGUAAUUAUAGAGAAAAUAUAUUUCUUUUUGUAAUUAACACUUAUUAUGAAAUCAGUGUUUAACACAGUGUCUGAGACAGAAGAUUUCAUUAUUAAAAAUAAAACCAUGCAUUGCACAUGUGCAGUGUCCUAAGCCAUACAAAUGUGGCAAAUUAUACAACUUUUACAUGACUUGUGGGGCUUGUGCUGCAGCAAGUAAAGUAAAGCCCUUUCCCUCUAGAUGCUCCUUUGCCAUUAUAACAUGUAUGCAACCACUUUAAUUUCAUAAGUGAGUUAAAGUGAGACUUUGAAAGGUUUUGGGGUUUCUCUGCUUGUUGUACUUGGAUGAGACAAAUAAUUUGUAAUAUAUUGUCAACUGCUUCUUUGCAGAUGUAAUUUUUCUGCAAACGAGAGGUCUCCUACAUCUUAUAUUUGAAUGUCUUCUUUGUCAUUGAGGAAAAAAAAAUGUGUGUUUGUGUGUGUGAUUGUUUUUAGGAUUACAGACGGAAACAGUUUGUUUUAGUUUUUUGUUCUAGAUUAUGUGUUUUAUAAUACAGCAAAUUAAUUUUAAUUAAUUUAAUAUUAACAUUUUCUUGAUCGAAAAUCAGACAUUGAUUGCAAAUCUCUAUCCUCCAUCCUCUUGCAAUAAUACACAAAUGCCUGCUGUACUGUACACAGUUGUGCCAUUGUGCUGAUUUUUGGUUUUUAAUAAUACGUUUUUAAAAAAUGUAGGGCCUUUCAGAGCAUGCCUACAUUUUAUA
Molecule: messenger RNA, 3919 nt
Organism: Xyrauchen texanus (razorback sucker)
Lineage: Eukaryota; Metazoa; Chordata; Actinopteri; Cypriniformes; Catostomidae
Gene: plcd3a
Product: phospholipase C, delta 3a
Exons: 15
Coding region: 100-2466 (788 amino acids)
Biological process (GO): lipid metabolic process; intracellular signal transduction
Molecular function (GO): calcium ion binding; phosphatidylinositol-4,5-bisphosphate phospholipase C activity
Source: RefSeq, a predicted model, not a curated record